UGAUCGUCACCUCCGGUGACGUCACUUACAGCCUAGUCAAAACAACUGAAACAUGACGCUAGCGUCUCGCAAAUUCGGAUAAAAUGUCGGAUUUGUAACAAUCGCCGAUAAACACAUGGCGUGUUAUUCACCCUAAGGUCAUGAUUGUUCAGGACUGUGAGUUUGACAGCGUUUUAAUCGGGAUAAAGUAUUCAAAAUCCGCUCUGAAAAGCAUCGCUGUCGCUACCGGUUUGCUAACGGCAGGCGUCAGUCCAGCAAUCAGACCCGGUGCACGUUAGUUCACGUGUAAAUUUAACUAGAAAUAUCACAUCUAAGGUCUUACAUGGACUGUUAUUGUAGUCAAAAUAACUAGUAGUUGUUGUAAAGUGACUGUCGACAUAUCUGUGAGUCACAAAUACAUCCGUCAAGUUUCUGUUCUAGUCACCAUGACUUUACAUGUAAUGAUUUGUUUGACCAUAUCGACUGUUGUGAUUACAUUACACGAGUUGUGUGUUUACUGUCUUGCUUAUGUAGUCAUGAAUCAUCUGACACAGCUGUCAUAUCUGUGUCACGUUAUAACAUGCGUGUCAUUUGUGUUAUUGUAGUUUAUAACUGUGUGUAGUAUCUUUAGCAGAAGUAUACAUGCUUCUGGAAUGGGUCACUGUUGUCCCACACUGUGGUGUUGUGCGUAUUAUUGUAGUCCUGACGGGUAAGUGUGUAAUAUGUGUGUUUCCCUGCAGUGUGAGAGGUUUCACUCCAGGCAGGUAUUUGGAUCCCCGGGAGAGGCCGGUGCUCACCGAAGAGACGGGGAACAGGAUUGGUAAGCAGGGGGGAGCUGCCACCACGGAGCCAGUGGAAAAGAUGGCGAGCAGCCCGGAGAAAAGCACCUCAGCGCAGGAGCUCAAGGAGCAGGGGAACCGACUGUUCCUCAGCCGCAAAUACCAGGAGGCCGCCACCUGCUACAGUAAAGCCAUCAAUCGCAAUCCCUCCGUGGCCGUGUACUACACUAACCGGGCGCUGUGCUACGUGAAGCUACAGCAGUAUGACAAGGCACUGGCCGACUGUAAACAUGCCCUUGAACUUGACAGCCAAUCGGUGAAGGCGCACUUUUUUCUGGGCCAGUGCCAGCUGGAACUGGAGAAUUAUGAAGAGGCCAUUGGCAAUCUACAGAGAGCUUAUAACCUGGCAAAGGAACAGCGUUUGAAUUUCGGAGAUGAUAUCCCAAGUGCCCUUCGCAUUGCUAAGAAGAAACGCUGGAACAGUAUAGAGGACAAGCGGAUCAGUCAAGAGAACGAGCUGCACGCGUAUCUCACUCAACUCAUACUGGCAGAAAAAGAGAGAGAGAUAGAAAACUGCAGAGAGAAGCAGACAGAAGACAGUCCGAACGGAAGUGAAAUUAGCAAGAUCAAAUCCAAACAUGAUAAAUAUUUGAUGGAUAUGGAGGAGCUCUUCUCUCAAGUAGAUGAAAAGAGGAAGAAGCGAGAGAUUCCAGAUUAUUUGUGUGGGAAGAUCAGUUUUGAGCUCAUGAGAGAGCCUUGCAUAACACCCAGCGGUAUAACCUAUGACCGCAAAGACAUCGAGGAACAUCUACAGCGUGUUGGUCAUUUCGACCCAGUAACCCGCAGCCCACUGACCCAAGAUCAGCUGAUUCCCAAUCUGGCCAUGAAGGAGGUGAUUGACGCUUUCAUCCAGGAGAACGGUUGGGUGGAGGACUAUUAAACACAAACACACACGAGCGGACAGACGCCUGAAUGAAAUCUCCUGUAUAUUCAUGCACUUUAAUCAGUGGAGCUUUGCUGUGGAAUAUCCCACCGUCAGGAGUCAGCAGCACCCUCAGGAAGCCUCUGAAACCCUCCGCUCGACGGGUGCGAAUACUGACACAUACUAAAAAAGAAAACACGCAAGCGCUCUCGUCUUUCCCUAACAGACUCCGUCGAUCUGGCCUGCCUGCGGGUUUUGUUCGGGAUGCAAACAUUUUCGAUUGUUUGCGGUCACGAAAAUAGUCACGAGUCAACAGUUGAAUAAUCCUGCUGUUCAGUGCAAACCAUGAUGCUGUAAUUUCAUUACACCAACUAUAAAAAGCAUAGACACAUCACUAAUAAUCAUUAAGCGAAGAGGAAACUGUACAUGGUUAGCGUUAUGUGGGCUGACGUGUGUUUCUUUGUUCUUUAGAGAUCUAUAUGCAGAAUGAAUGAGAUGUAAGCGAGUGUGAAUAGUUGUAACAUGUAGAAUGUUUCGAAGACUUCUCUUGCGCUUGGGUUCUAGCAGGAUUAUAGAGUUUUGUAUGCAGCGUGUAAUCCACAUGUAUUUAGACAUUCAUGUAUGACUGCCAAUCAUUCAAAAUGAACUGAGAAUCUGUCGCAUUCAGACUACAUCAUCUUUUCUUAUGAUGUAUGAAAUGUUUCGUCUCGUGUGUAUGUGUAUUAGAGAGAGGAGUAAAUGAAAUCUGUUCUAACAGUCACACAAACACGUUUCUUGUUUAGUAUCAGUAUUUUUUUUCUUUGGUCCGGUGACCCUUGCUAGUAGCUGAAUAAUACAGAUCCCAAACUAUCCAUUCGGUUCAGGUGAAAUAUUACUGAAUCAUAACAUGUUUAGGUUGGAUGCAUGUUAAAAUAAAUGUUUAGUUUUUUGUAAAAAAAAAAGUUUGUUUUAUUCAAGUGAUCGUGAUUUGUAGUUCUGAUUCUUAUUUGAUAAGAAGAUUCCCAAGAUGGGGCUGGUGAAUUCUUGCUGAGGGGCCAAAAGUUGUUGUUGAAGUGUUUGCAGUGAGUCACUAGAGGUCAGCAUACUGCAGUGCUGAAUUAAACUGUGGUUUGAUCAUGUUGAGACAGAGCUGAGAGGAUCAGCAUCACUUCACCCUGCCAAUUCAAAUGUGAUUUUUACACCUCACUAUCACAUUCGCUGUUUGAUUGGUUAAACGUUGUGAACCGGAACAGUUUCACUUCUACUCGAUGGAGACGUUAGUCAGUUAAGAAGUUUCAAAGGAUUUUCAAAGGGAAUUUUCUCUGAACUGAUGUCAAGAGGACUGCUUUUGUAUUAUAAAUUGUAUUAUG
Molecule: messenger RNA, 3029 nt
Organism: Triplophysa rosa
Lineage: Eukaryota; Metazoa; Chordata; Actinopteri; Cypriniformes; Nemacheilidae
Gene: stub1
Product: STIP1 homology and U-Box containing protein 1
Exons: 7
Coding region: 622-1698 (358 amino acids)
Biological process (GO): proteasome-mediated ubiquitin-dependent protein catabolic process; protein polyubiquitination; protein quality control for misfolded or incompletely synthesized proteins
Cellular component (GO): cytoplasm; Z disc
Molecular function (GO): ubiquitin protein ligase activity; protein-folding chaperone binding
Source: RefSeq, a predicted model, not a curated record